GUGGCUUUCCGUGCUGGCCCUGGGGCUGCGUGUCGCGUGGGCAGGGCGGUGUGUGCGGCAGGGGAGCUGAAGCGAGAGUUUGGCGUGCUGGAGGUUGGCGGCCUUAAGAGAAAAGUGUUGGACUGGGGAAAAAAAAAAAAACUGAUUUGGGAGGAGGCAGCAAGAGGAGACCCUGAUCUGCAUCUUCCCCGGAUCUGGGUGGGAUGUCUGCAGCGGAUGGGAGCAGAUGGACUUGCUGGCAGCUUUGUAUGGGGAAAAACAGCCUCUUUGCUGCCACCAAGGACUUUGUGUUGGACCUCGAUGGCGUGGAGAUGUGGGAGAGAUGGUAGGAGCUCUGAGGGAGGAGGGCAGCUGCCCCCCUGCCAUGCAGCCUCAAAGGGUUAACAGGUCCCAGGGAGCCUGGAGGGACCAUUCACACCCUCUGCCCAGUCCUGGGAAUCCCCCAGUGCUAAUUGAGCACUAAGCAGAUCAAAGGCUCCAAUCAGGCAAUCAACACCCCCCUGGCCCGUCUUCAGGUCCCCAGCCCCGGCUGCUCUUUGUCUGCGGGAAGGAGAGCAGGGCAAUGUGGCUUCUCCCCACGCACGCCAGCUUCAGAGCCGGCCUUGCCUGGGCUCUCGUCAGCGUGGUUCUGGGGAUGGAGUUAAGUUUGCAGGAAAGUUUGCUUUUAAAAUCCUUGGGUUUGAGCACCAAACCCAGCCCGAAAAACCCCAUUCCUGUGCCAUCUGUGCUCUGGAGGAUCUUCCAGAAGAGAAAGAUGCUGCCUUCUGCAAACAAAGACCUGGCGGAUGCUUGUAGGGUGGAGGAAUUCAACGUCCCUGGGAAUAUCAUCCGCGUCUUUGCUGACCAAGGCCACUUCAUUCAUAACGGGCAGCCCCAGAGGUUGCUGUGCCUGCAGAAGCGUCUGUACUUUAACCUCUCCGUGCUGGAGGAGGGCGAGCACUUGACGAUGGCUCAGCUAGAGAUCAAAUUCAGCCACAACUCCUACCACACCUCCAGCCAGGGGCAGGUUUUUGAGCUGAGGCUUUACCAAACCUCGCAGAUGUCUCUACGGGGGAUGCCCACCCCCGAGAACAGCCGAAAGCUGCUGGUGGAGCAAUCCUUCGCCCAGCUGCACAAGUCUCUUCUCUUCAACCUGAGCGGGGUGGCGAAGGACUGGAGACUGUACAGCAGGAAUCUGGGCUUAAUCCUGGAGAUCUCGGUGAGCGGCGGCGAUGGUGCAGCAUCCCUGACGCACGGGGGGCUGCAGAGCCUCUGUGCCAGCAUCAACUCCUUCCUGGACACCUCUCUCCUGGUGGUGACCCUCAGCCAGCAGCAGUGCAAGGCUUCCAGGAGGAGGAGAAGUGCUCACUACGCCCCCGUCACUCCGAGCAACCUCUGCAAGCCCAGGCGCCUGUACAUCAGCUUCAGCGACGUCGGCUGGGAGAACUGGAUCAUCGCCCCGCAGGGCUACAUGGCUAAUUACUGCCUGGGCGAGUGCCCCUUUCCCCUGACAGCGGAGCUGAACAGCACCAACCACGCCAUCCUCCAAACCAUGGUGCACUCGCUGGACCCGGAGGGGACCCCCCAGCCCUGCUGCGUCCCCGUCAGGCUCUCCCCCAUCUCCAUCCUCUACUACGAUAACAACGACAACGUGGUGCUGAGGCACUACGAGGACAUGGUGGUGGAUGAGUGUGGCUGCCGGUAGCGGAGCGGCUGGGGUCCUGGGGUGACAUGGGGUCCUGGCUGAAGCGAGGAAUGAGUGAUGGAAUAAAUCUGUGUGUGUUAAAUCCCCUCUGUGCUGGUGUUCAGGGAGUUUCCCAGUUGGGGCAAUGAGUGUCAGAGCUCCCCUUCCCCAAGUGCAGCCAGGGCCAAGGUCUGGCACCAAGGGAAUGUUACUGGAGUUGUGAUUUAGUAACAGCUGGUGCUCGGCCCUCCACGCAGCCACCAGCCUCGGAUGGGAUUAUGAUCAAGGCUGGUGCUGGUUAUUCCAGUCCCCACGGGCGAUGGUGGCACCAGGCUGUGAAUCCCAGACCCCUCGUGUGCUUGCCUGAGCUGCUGCGGGUGCCAGCACCUGCUCAGCUCGCGCUUUUCGGCUAAACCCUGCAGCUUGCUUAGUGUGUAAAGAAACUUGUUUGGGUGAAAUAACGCUGCCGGGGGGCCGGGCUGGGCUGCAGCACGGGCGGGCCGGGAGGAGGCGAGGCGGCGGCUCCCCGGUCCCGCUGCAGGGAGAGGUAUGGUGUCACAGCACGAGCUGCGUCGCUGCGUGACUGAAUCCCUCCCUGCAGCGGUGGCAGAGCCUGGAGGAGCGCGGGGUUCUCGGUUCCUCCGGGAACUCGGGCCUGAGCUGGUUUCCUGGCGGGUUCGGAGGUACAGCGGCUUUGUCUGAACCAGCCCGUGGGUUCUGCGGGGAGGAUGUUUUUGGCUGAGGAAAGCAAGGGUGAAGAGGGGCUGUGGUGCCCCACUGCAGCGGUGGGCACGGGGUCUGUUGGUGUUGGUCUGUUCCCUCCCAGCCCUGCUGUGAGUCAGUAUUUAAUUUACCUCAUUUGCAAACCGAUGAGACCAGCGUGGUGCGUCCCGUGGCCGUUCCCCACCUCCCCGGCGGCCGCAGGCCCAGCCCGACCUGCAGCCGAGCAUCAGGCAAGGGCAGCUCCGCACGGCGCAGCGCCAAUACAGCCCUGCUACGGCAGGCGCCACGGUCGCGUGGCUGUGCGAUUUAGGCUUAGUUUAGUUUAAUUUGUUGGGUUUUUUUUUGGUUUCUUUGUUUUUUCCCUCGUUGGCUGUGGUACCCAGCCCUUGCAGCGGCACAGCCGAGCGCUCUCAGGGCUGCAGGAGGUUUUUACCGCCUGGGCGCAGCGGCCAGGCCCAUCUCGGUGCCGGCCGGUGUCCAACGGCUGCCACAGCCGCGCGUGGGCCCCUCCGCUGGGGUUUAGCACCAGCCCUUCCCCCUGCGGCUUUCCUGACACCCCCGCGGCUUAUUUUUGGGGCAAGGGGGUAGAACUGAAAAGGAAUCCAUGUUAGACUUGACCUUUUCGUGUGCUUUCUCUUUUUUUAAAAAUGUGAAUCUCACCCCAUAGCAGAGAUUAUUCUGGUUUUUUUGUACCGAUGUUGUAUUGUCUCCAAGGUCUGAUGAAGCGGGGGCCAAGCUAAGCUAGGCCUUCUCCCUCCAGGGAAGCACUGAAGGUUUAACCACUGUUGGGUUUGCAGAGGAAAUGUCUUCCUGGCCCCUGUGACAGUGAUUUGCUAACGUCCCUCACCUGUGUAGCUGAAGCCCAAGCUAGGAGUAGCCCCCGUACUUUAGCUGUGUGGUGCACUAACGUUCUCACAUCCAAACGUGUUUCUUGGCAGCGCCGUGGACUUGCCGAGAGCUCCGGGGCCCGUCGGCCCUGCUUUACUGCAGCAGCUGAACAAGAGCUAUGCUGAAACCCAUUUCAAGCACUUAAAUGUUUUAAGGGCUUAGAGUAGGACUUAACUGAAGCAAGCAGGAGCCCUUUCUUUCCAGUUUAAGACAGGCAGGACUAAGAAAACAUUUAAGUAACAUUUAAGUAUUAGUUGUUUGUGCCUGUGCUGCAGGAGACGAAGGGGUGACUGCGUACCUGCCUCUCGUGUGCCGCAGGGUGACUGUCCCCCUCUGGGCCCCCCUCCAAGCACCAACAGGAUGCGGGUUACAGCAGCGACCAGAGAGCGAGCCUGGGAGUAGCUGUAAGAAGCUUAGACACAGGGUGGUGCUAAGACCAGGCCUAAACACUGGCACCGUGUUGCAGUAGAUGCUGAGCCGCUCCUGGGCCAGCCCCAGCUGCCUCAGGCUGAGCUUUGCCAAACACGCACCUGAAACACAGGAAAACGCCACAUUCACAUUUACUGCGGCACAGGGGCAGCAGGAGGGGGAUAUUCCAGGCAGGACUGGUCACCUCUAGAGCCAGCCUUAACUCUGGCAGCUCCCCCCUGCACCCCGGGCCCAAACUGCCACCGGGGGCUCAGCAUCGUCCCCUCUGAGCCAGAGGAGGGAAGGGGGGAGGGUAUUUAACAGAGCUGUCACAGUUCAUUUGCUCACCCAUGUACGCUAUGCACUCCCCCCCCCCCCCUUUUGUACUAGUCUGUGUUUAAACAAAGUAAUAAACUUGGAAGUUUAUACAAUCAGA
This is a messenger RNA of Phalacrocorax carbo (great cormorant), 4118 nucleotides long. The record is from RefSeq and is a predicted model, not a curated record. NCBI's taxonomy places the organism in Eukaryota, Metazoa, Chordata, Aves, Suliformes, Phalacrocoracidae.